CCUAUCACAACUUCCUUAUCCCAACGCCCCCAGAUAUCACAUCAAGUAUCUUGACACUUGCCUCAUCAGAUAUCCCUCAACCAUUAGUCCAAAGUUCUUACCUACACUCAAUAUGUACUGGUAUACCUCGAAGAAAGCCGCCGUCGCUGCUAUUCUAGCUGGCGGCUGCGGUGUCGCUUUCAGCCCAUAUGCAAAUGCAUUGCCUGCAACUUUCCAUCGACGCGCCGUGGGUCAGAGCAUCGCAGACCUCGUGAUUGCAGUGAAAGAUUUCCUGAAAGAUGCCAAUGCAUACGACCCUUCCGUCCCAGACAAGUGCAAAUUGACGCUGAGGACAACCUCGGGCGCCAACUGCGAAUCAUACAUAAAUUGCGAAGAGAACGACCAAAUUGGACAUUCGAUGCCCGGGUGGAACGUGUGCUAUUUGGGUGGGCGCCAGUUCUUCACUGAUCCUGAUCUGGGCGACUUCUCUGUCACUUUCACCAAGGCUGGUGGCGUCGAUGGGAACACACAGGAUGGGCAAGUCCUUCACCACCCAGUUGUCCAACUCGCAGGAUUCAACGACUGGGAGCCCAUUGAUAUCCAAGCUAUCGUCGACGAGCAAGGAGAUAGAGAUGAAGGCAAACUCUGCACGUUCUCACAUGUCACUGGCACCGAACAGCUUCAAUGGGUUUGUGGGUUGCCCAAGAAUGGUGCUCGUUCUGCUUUUGGCAUGUCCAUUAUCGAUGAGGAUGUGGAUAAGGACGGCUACACUCCAGGAUGGUGUGUUGCCAAAGUCAACCAGUACCAGAAGAACGAAUACGGAAACGGAGGCACGUACGCUUUUGACGUGAUCAUCUACGACGCGAGCGGCGACCAGAUUGGCAGUCUCUCAAAGGCCAAUGUGGAUGGCAACGGUGACUUGGCCAUGUACUCCAAAUUGCCUGCCACGCUACUUAUCCACGUCGGUGACACCGAUGAUGAUCCGGUCAGCUUUGCCUACAAUGGCCAGUCGUGGACUUGUGAUGAUACCGAUGGAGGCGACCACGCUUGCACUUUGGGCAAUGGCCAGGAGUACGGAUAUGAAAAUGGUGACCGGGAAGGUUACACGGGCUUCACUUGUUAGACUGUGGUCAAUGGCAUAGAAAUUGUGACGGAAUUUUUCCAUGUUUGCGGGACACUUUGGUAAACAGGAUGCGGGAGUUUGGUUUUAGCAUUGGAAUUGUAAAAUUGGAUCAGGUUUUACGUGUUAUAAGUGCCGUUUCUAAUUGUAGACCACAUAGG
This is a messenger RNA of Pseudomassariella vexata, 1260 nucleotides long. RefSeq lists its product as uncharacterized. The record is from RefSeq and is a predicted model, not a curated record. Lineage: Eukaryota; Fungi; Ascomycota; Sordariomycetes; Amphisphaeriales; Pseudomassariaceae. The transcript is spliced from 5 exons. Bases 113 to 1102 code for a protein of 329 amino acids.